Messenger RNA from Argiope bruennichi, 1584 nucleotides. RefSeq names its product growth arrest-specific protein 1-like. Bases 103 to 987 code for a protein of 294 amino acids. The transcript is spliced from 2 exons. The record is from RefSeq and is a predicted model, not a curated record. NCBI's taxonomy places the organism in Eukaryota, Metazoa, Arthropoda, Arachnida, Araneae, Araneidae. Gene Ontology annotation, biological process: regulation of cell cycle.
ACCCAACAACAACAACCUCAAAUGAGUGAAGGAACUCGUUCGGCCCGGUCGGGGAGAUGAGAAAGCGAGUUGUUGUGUGAUGUUGGAGAUGCGGAUCGGUCGAUGAUGUCCGCUUUCUUUCUGGGUUGGUGCCUCGGACCGCUGAUGUUCUGGCUGGUGCAGGCCAACACCAUACCCGGACCUCAGGACUGCGAACUUGCCCGCGCCAAGUGUGCGUAUAGGGCCAGUUGUUACAAAUCACUCCACAGUUACAUGGUGGACUGUGCCGAUGUUCUGGCAGGACGAACUACUAGAUGCCCUUACGCUUGUCAAAGAGCCCUCAUAUCUUUGACAAGCACAGAGUUCGGGAUGUCUCUCUCCAACUGCGAUUGCGGGGACAAUGAGUUCUGUAAAGUCAGCAAGGAACGCAUAGAAGUGUGCCGGCCUGAGGUCAGCCACGCGACGGCGGAUGACACUGUGGUUUCGUGUUCCGUUGCCAAAUGGAUCUGCGCUGCGGACACUCUCUGUUCGACAGCCCUGGACUAUUACCACAGGUUGUGCAGGCCUAUGUUCCACGGGCGUAAAUGCACGCCCCGCUGCAACAACAGUCUUGCCAUCCUGGAUCGGCAGGAGAAGGCCACCAAGCUCAAAGACUGUUAUUGUGAUGGUACCGAAGACUUCCCCUGUCACAACAUCAAGAGAAACACUCAAAAGCUGUGUUAUGGAAAUGAUGACUGGAAUGGUGAUCAUCAUUUUCCAGUGACAACUCCAGAAACUCAGUCCAGUAGUAGUACCGGAACUCCUUAUGGUCUCUUGUUCUACCUCAUAGUAUGUACUCUGCCUUUGCUGGCUUGUAGGACUAGUGACGGUGUGAGUCAUCUACCUCUGUCCAAAACUAGUGAAUCAACUGUCCAUGCCAGAGAUUUGAUCGAUGGCGAUCAAGUAGUGACGAUUUCUCACGCUACAAAACAUUGGCCAUGGUGGUGGACUUCAGAGAACGUAAACUGAAAAAAGUGAAUUGAUCGAAUGACAACUGGCCCUAAAGCUUGUGAACCCGGUGAGCAGAUUAUUCGAAAAUAUGUUGACAACUCUUCCCUCAUCUUAUUUGUACAAAAUGCGUGUUAUCUAUUUCCUACAGAUAAUUCUACUGUUCCUCAUUUCUUCAAACAUUUGGAAUCAGAAAAUGUUGUACUGUGAGCUAUGAUUGUAUCGUCAAGAAUGAAUCCAGUAUUUUCUAGUUUAUCCGUUUUUUGCUCCAUAUUUUUCAGCAAUUUCAAGUAUAUAAUGUUUUCCCUCUAUUUCAUUCUGUUUUUGGUAUAUUUUAAGUGCAAAUUUCCACAUCUAAUACUUAAAUGAUAUUUGUUUAGUCAAAAUGAACAUAUUUUCGACUUGUUUUCUGUGGGAGAACAUAAAAUUAUUUGUUUACAUUGACUGUCGUCUUCUAAAUAGUUUGCACUAGAAUUAAUUUACUAGAUUUAUUUCAGUUUAGUAACUUACUAUGCAUAUCAGUUAACAAAAAAAUUUUUGUCAAAUGUUUCAUUUUUGUUUGAUUAAGAUUCUUAAAAACAACAUAGCUAUACUUCCAAAAAAAAAGCCUGUUCGUUU